AUGGAUAGUUUCCUGCAAGUUCAGAAGAGCACCAUCGCCCUGCUUGGGUUCGAUCUCUUCAGCGAGGACCGGGAAAUGUGGAAGCGUCCCUAUAGAGCAAUUAAUGUAUUUGGCAUAGCCGCCAUUUUUCCCUUCAUCCUGGCAUUUGUGAUUCAUAAUUUCAAGCAUGUUUUGCUGCUGGCGGAUGCCAUGGUGGCUCUAUUGAUUACCAUCCUGGGACUUUUUAAGUUCAGCAUGAUAUUGUACUUGCGUCGGGAUUUCAAGCGGCUUAUUGAUAAAUUUCGCUUGCUAAUGGCAGAUGAGGCUGGUCAGGGCGAGGAGUAUGCCGAGAUCCUCAAUGCAGCGAAUAAGCAGGAUCAACGUAUGUGCACCCUGUUCAGGACCUGUUUUUUUCUCGCCUGGUUACUGAACAGUGUGUUGCCAUUUGUGCGAAUGGGGCUCACUUAUUGGCUAGCAGGUCAUGCUGAACCAGAACUGCCGUUUCCCUGUCUCUUUCCCUGGGACAUUCACAUCAUCCGAAAUUAUGCUCUCAGCUUUACAUGGAGUGCUUUCGCUUCGACGGGUGUGGUAUUACCUGCUGUUAGUUUGGACACCAUCUUCUGUUCUUUCACCAGCAAUUUGUGUGCCUUCUUCAAGAUCGCCCAGUACAAAGUUGUGCGUUUUAAGGGGGGAAAUCUUAAGGAAUCACAGGCCACGCUGAACAAGGUCUUCGCCUUAUAUCAGACCAGUUUGGAUAUGUGCAACGAUCUGAAUCUCUGCUACCAACCCAUCAUCUGUGCCCAGUUCUUCAUCUCCUCCCUGCAACUCUGCAUGUUGGGCUAUCUAUUUUCUAUUACUUUCGCCCAAACAGAGGGCGUGUACUACGCCUCCUUUAUAGCCACCAUUAUUAUUCAGGCCUAUAUCUACUGCUAUUGUGGUGAGAAUCUGAAGACCGAUAGCGCCGGUUUCGAGUGGGCCAUUUACGACAGUCCCUGGCACGAGAGUUUGGGAGCCGGUGGAGCCUCCACUUCGAUUUGCCGAUCAUUGCUGAUCAGCAUGAUGCGGGCACAUCGCGGUUUUCGAAUUACUGGAUACUUUUUCGAGGCAAACAUGGAGGCCUUCUCAUCGAUUGUUCGCACGGCGAUGUCCUACAUAACAAUGCUGAGAUCCUUCUCGUAAAAGGUUUAACCACAACGCAAAGG
Molecule: messenger RNA, 1181 nt
Organism: Drosophila takahashii
Lineage: Eukaryota; Metazoa; Arthropoda; Insecta; Diptera; Drosophilidae
Gene: Or47a
Product: Odorant receptor 47a
Biological process (GO): sensory perception of smell; detection of chemical stimulus involved in sensory perception of smell
Cellular component (GO): plasma membrane
Molecular function (GO): odorant binding; olfactory receptor activity
Source: RefSeq, a predicted model, not a curated record